AUGACCCAAUGUGUUUCUCUUUCCAAACCCUGUGACCUCUGGCCCCAGCUCCGGGCCACGCCCCUCCGUGGACCUGGCCGUGCGGUCACCAUCAAAGACUUCUGCUUUCCCUGUGGCUCCAGGAGGACGCGAGCAGAGCCAGCCAAGGAAAAGGACAAGGAGGAAAUCAGUUUUGGAGGGUGUGUAUCGCUGCCUGAGAAUGGAAUGAAGCUUCUGCUGUUUGUCCGGAGCAGCUGGAGGAAACUCAAGCUCUGCUCCAUAGUUUCUCAUGAACGUCGUCUGUACAUCUGCGUCUGA
Molecule: messenger RNA, 297 nt
Organism: Knipowitschia caucasica
Lineage: Eukaryota; Metazoa; Chordata; Actinopteri; Gobiiformes; Gobiidae
Source: the annotation of a GenBank genome assembly